UGAGCAUCAUCAGAGCUACACAUACAUUAUCAACUCCAAAGUGAAAGAGAGAAUGGCCAUGGCAACGAAGUUAGUUUCUACUCUAGUCAUCUUUUUGGUCCUGGCUCUGGCCAUCAAUGAAGUGCCGGGGACAGAAGCGCACAAUGACGAGUGUCUGAAAGAAUAUGGUGGUAAUGUUGGUUUCCCCUUUUGUGCCCCUCGGAUAUUUCCGUCGGUUUGUUAUUCAAGGUGCCAAAGGGACAAGAACGCUCAAGGUGGAAAAUGCGUAUGGGGAGAUUCCGGUGUUACAUGCUUCUGCGACUUCUGCAGCGACCAACCUUCUAUAAGUAUUAUCUGAGUCUUGCAUGUGUGCGUGAUAAUCCAAGAUAAUAUUCCAAAAAGUAAUCCCAAAUAAUAAUGUAACGAUGAAUAAGUAAUGAUAUAAAAUAAAAUAAAUAAACCUAAA
Molecule: messenger RNA, 445 nt
Organism: Capsella rubella
Lineage: Eukaryota; Viridiplantae; Streptophyta; Magnoliopsida; Brassicales; Brassicaceae
Product: defensin-like protein 4
Exons: 2
Coding region: 53-337 (94 amino acids)
Cellular component (GO): extracellular region
Molecular function (GO): sodium channel inhibitor activity
Source: RefSeq, a predicted model, not a curated record